Molecule: messenger RNA, 1116 nt
Organism: Propithecus coquereli (Coquerel's sifaka)
Lineage: Eukaryota; Metazoa; Chordata; Mammalia; Primates; Indriidae
Gene: HPDL
Product: 4-hydroxyphenylpyruvate dioxygenase-like
Exons: 1
Coding region: 1-1116 (371 amino acids)
Biological process (GO): aromatic amino acid metabolic process
Molecular function (GO): 4-hydroxyphenylpyruvate dioxygenase activity
Source: RefSeq, a predicted model, not a curated record
AUGGCCGCGCCUGCCCGCCGUCUGUGCCACAUCGCCUUCCACGUGCCCACCGGGCAGCCCCUUGCCCGGGACCUGCAGCGUCUCUUCGGCUUCCAGCCCCUGGCGGCGCGGGAGGCGGACGGCUGGCGGCAGCUGGCCCUGCGCAGCGGCGACGCUGUUUUUUUGGUAAACGAGGGCGCGGGACCCGGGGAGCCGCUGUACUGUCUGGAUCCGCGGCACGCGGUGCCGAGCGCCACGAACCUGUGCUUCGACGUGGCGGACGCCGGUGCCGCCGCCCGGGCGCUGACUGCGCGGGGCUGCCGCGUUCCGGUGCCCCCUGUUAGCGUGCAGGACGCGCAGGGCGCCGCCACCUAUGCCGUGGUCAGCUCGCCCGCCGGCAAUCUCAGCCUGACCUUGCUGGAGCGCGCCGACUACCGCGGGACCUUCCUCCCCGGCUUUGAGCCCGUACCCUCCGCGCCGGGCCCCAGCUGGGUCAGCCACGUGGACCAUCUGACCUUGGCCUGCACCCCCGGCAGCUCCCCCACACUUUCGCGCUGGUUCCACGACUGCCUGGGCUUUUGCCACUUGCCGCUGAGCCCAGGUGAGGAUCCGGAGCUGGGCCUCGAGGUGGCAGCAGAGUCUGGGCGCGGUGGGCUUCGGCUUACCGCCCUGCAGACCCCACCAGGCAGCAUUAUUCCCACCCUCGUGCUGGCUGAGUCCCUGCCGGGAGCCGCCGAAGAACAGGACCAGGUGGAGCAGUUCCUGGCUCGGCACAGGGGGCCGGGCCUGCAGCACGUGGGACUAUAUACGCCCAACAUCAUGGAGGCCACCGAGGGGCUGGCAGGGGCCGGGGGCCAGCUCCUGACUCCCCCUGAGGCAUACUACCAGCAGCCAGGCAAAGAGAGACAGAUCCUAGCGGCGGGGCAGGAACCUAGCCUUCUGGCCCGACAAGGAAUCCUGCUAGAUGGUGAUAAAGGCAAGUUUCUGCUUCAGGUCUUCACCAAGUCCCUUUUUGCUGAGGACACCUUCUUCCUGGAGCUGAUUCAAAGGCAGGGGGCCACAGGCUUUGGCCAGGGCAACAUCAGGGCCCUGUGGCAGUCCGUGCAGGAGCAAGCUGCCAGGAGCCAGGAAGCUUGA